AUGCCUGAAGCGGCAGCAAAGGGCAUGGCCCCCAAAAAGGGGCCAAAGAAAACUGCCACCAAGAAACGUGGCAAAGGUGAGAAGAAGCGCAAGAAAAGCAGGAAGGAGAGCUACAGCAUCUACAUCUACAAGGUGCUGAAGCAGGUCCACCCGGACACUGGCAUUUCCUCUUCAGCCAUGAGUGUCAUCAACUCGUUCGUCAACGACAUCUUCAAGCGCAUCGCCUGCGAGGCGUCCCGCCUGAUCCGCUACAGCAAACGGCACACCAUCUCCUCCCGGGAGAUCCAGACCACCAUCCGCCUCCUGUUGUUGGGGAAACUGGCCAAACACGCCGUCUCCGAGGGCACCAAGGCGGUCACUAAAUAUACCAGCUGCAAAUAG
Molecule: messenger RNA, 381 nt
Organism: Carcharodon carcharias (great white shark)
Lineage: Eukaryota; Metazoa; Chordata; Chondrichthyes; Lamniformes; Lamnidae
Product: histone H2B 1/2/3/4/6-like
Exons: 1
Coding region: 1-381 (126 amino acids)
Cellular component (GO): nucleosome
Molecular function (GO): DNA binding; protein heterodimerization activity; structural constituent of chromatin
Source: RefSeq, a predicted model, not a curated record